AUUUUGAUUUUUUCAUGAAUAACAGUUGUCAUGAAAUUAUAGCGCGGGUGUGUGAAAAUGAUCAGAUUAUCAAGCAAAUUAUGUUAACAUACGCAUUUCGUCCCAAAUAGGGAUUGUUUUAAUAAAGUAGUAUUAAAACAAAUACUACCAAUAUUUAAAGUUAAUAAUUUUAGGUUGAAAUGCUGAUUAUGUCUCAACUGGCAACAUGUUGUGUUUGUUGUUACAGCUGAUUCAGUGCAUUUCGUAUUUAAAAUUUUUUUCUGAGGCAACGUGCUUGUGUUUUGGUCACAGAUUAUUUUCGUUUAUAAGUGUCAGUUAGUGAACGCUGUAGUUAUUAUGUGAUCUUUUUUUAGUGGAAACAAUGUGUAUAGUGAAAACGUGUGAAAAUAAUAAAAAGUUCAAACCCGAAGGUAUUUCCAUUCGUCAAUCCCACCAAAUUUGAAUUAACAUCCACUAAUGCCUAAUUACCGUUUCGAAAUGAACUACAACCAACUUUAACCGAAUGAUGUAGUAUUUGAAUUUGGUUUAACGAUAUGCAAAGACCACUUUCUAGAGCCGCCGAAGCUUCCUCCGACGAGGAAGUGAACGUUCUCGGAUCGUUAGAAGCGACUUUGUCUUGUUUGUGGAUUUUCACGCCUUUAUCGGCGACGUUUUCAUUAAUUUUCAUAACAGUAGGCAUAAGUACUAAUCAAUGGUUACAUACGUCAGAAAAAAUGCCUAAUCCUGCUUAUAACGGAACAGGAGAAAAGGAUUAUCUACCGAAAUUGACCGUAUCAGGGUUAUGGACUUUUUGUUUUACGAAUCCUGGCGAAACUUUAUAUCAAUGUAGCAUGAUUGAAUAUUUUUCCGAGGAAGUUUACAGUCCAGAUCCCAACGAUUCAUCUUUAGCAAUACCUUACACCGUUACGAAAUCCAUCUUGUUCAUACUUCUGGGCAGCGUAUUCGUUUUGGUCGGUUACGUUUUUUGUUUGUUGGGACAAUUUUUAUGUAACCGUUCAAGAUUUUCGUUAAUAGCUGGUGUCAUCUUCAUACAAACAGGUCUAGCUAUGCUUUGUGGUUUAAUAAUGUACAUAGCAGUAUUCAAAACCGAAGUAGGCAGUAAAUUACGUCCACAAUCUCAACUCCAACCAGCGUCUUUCGAUUACCGUUACGGCUAUUCCUUCAUUAUAUACGUUACGGGGGUAGUUUGUACUAAAAUCACCGGGGUAAUGGCAGUGUUGUUGUUCAUCAAUCGCAGCCAAUACGAAUGGAAAAAAAAGAGACUGAUAGAAGAACCAAUAAUAGACAACUAUAAUGAGAGAAGAAUUAUACGUCAUAUGUUGCAUCCUUGUAAAUUACAUCCCGAAGCGUACGUAAAUUCUAACAGUGCUAUAGUGUACUCCCCGUAUAUACAACGUGAAUUACCCUAUUCGAAUACUAUCCCUUGUAGUCUUCACCCUAGGAGAUCGCAGUCUAAUUCUCUUAAAGACGUUUCGUACUUUCCGGAUAUGUUCGCUCCCUCGACUAUAUCGUACAAUUUCCCGCGUCAUUUAAGUACGGACCAUAUAAAUAAUUUGAGCGGUUUUCCGCGAGAUGCCACCACUAUUACCGUUAGUACUACGGCGGAUAUCGAUUACGCUACCGAUGAAUAUUCGCCGACGAUGCACGAACACGAAUUCGCGCGAUUCGAUCUCGAGCGUUCGAUGAAUAUCCGGGCGCCUAGUGUAUCGAGCUUAAAAAGUCAAAAUUAUCAAACGGAUACUUUGAGAAGAACUACUCCCGUUUAAUUGAAUUUGUUGUUACGUAAAUGGACAUAGUGGUGCCAAGAACUGUUAUUAUAUUUGUUCGUAUGAUAUUUAUAUAGAAAUUUCAACCUUGAAUUCGUUGUCAAUAAAAAUUUACUGUAU
Molecule: messenger RNA, 1886 nt
Organism: Diorhabda sublineata
Lineage: Eukaryota; Metazoa; Arthropoda; Insecta; Coleoptera; Chrysomelidae
Product: voltage-dependent calcium channel gamma-5 subunit
Exons: 5
Coding region: 534-1766 (410 amino acids)
Biological process (GO): transmission of nerve impulse; positive regulation of synaptic transmission, glutamatergic; neurotransmitter receptor internalization
Cellular component (GO): AMPA glutamate receptor complex; postsynaptic density membrane
Molecular function (GO): channel regulator activity; voltage-gated calcium channel activity
Source: RefSeq, a predicted model, not a curated record